Striga asiatica is the source of this 1340-nucleotide messenger RNA. NCBI's taxonomy places the organism in Eukaryota, Viridiplantae, Streptophyta, Magnoliopsida, Lamiales, Orobanchaceae. The record is from the annotation of a GenBank genome assembly.
CUUUUUUAUUAUUAUUUAAAGGAGAAAUCCAGAAAGGGGUGGAAGAAGAAAAAGAUAACAUUUUUAAAUUUCAUUUUAAAAAAAAAAUGUGCGGAAAAAGAAACCUCUGACUUUCAUUUACGCGAGAGCCCAUUUUGUCCCACACUCGUGAUUUAUUAUAUAUUAGGAAGAAUAGUUAAGACGACCCGUCUUGUUUCGUUCUUCAUCACAUCUGAUUAGGGCUGUUUUCUGCUCACAGAUUUGGGAAUUUAGUUGGUUUAGGGUUGUUAUUUCCUCAGAUUAUUGAGCCAUCUCAGGUAUUUUUGCUGAAAGAUUGCAUCUUUAAGUCUGAACUCGACAGAAAAAAAAAAUGGCGAUUGGGAAAAAUUGUAGGUCAAGGGCAAAUGGGGAGUACGGUAUGGGGCUAGUGAGAAGCUCAUCGUUUGGGAGAAAAAGAGUUGCCCUUUCGAAUGUUGUCGGCUCAGAUUUUCAGAGCGACGAUUCUGCUGCCACGACUACUUCGAAACGACGGUGCUCUGAUCAAGAUUCAGUCUUUUCAGAAGAAAAAUCUGUGCUUCAGAAUUUGCCUCAAGAAAUUCUGAUCAAAGUACUCUGUGGCGUGGAGCAUGAUGAUUUGAAGAGAUUGUUUUUCGUUUCUAAAGCAAUUAGAGAAGCUACGAUGAUUGCCAAGCAACACCAUUUUGCCUACAGCACUCCAAAAAAGCUGUUUGGGUUUCAGGACGAUGGGUAUUUUGGUAAUUUUGACGAGGCCGAGGCCCCGAAUGCCCCGAAGCAAUCUAGGGUUCCACGGCAUAGAUUAAACGCAAAGAAAUUAUCCGAAAUUUCAGUUAAACUAUUUGCUUCCGGUGAAGAUAACGAUGUGUGUUUUUUGCCGAGGCGGAAUUUAAGUUUGAAAAUGGAAAUUGGCAGCUAAAUAAAUUAUGUUCUUGCUCUUUGUAAAGAAUGUGUUGUUUAAGCUGUAGAAAGAUUAUUUUGAUAGGUAAUUUGUGACUGUGUGUGUGUUUGUUUGUACAUGUUGAAGCAAAUGUCUUCAAGCAUAGUUUUCUCUUUUCUUCAACUCUUCCCAUUGAAGAACAAUUUGGCUCGUCUGUAUUUUGUUUUAGUACACAUGUAGCAGCUGGAUGGAAUGUAAGAAGUAUACGACUAACCAAAUAUGUAUUUGUUAUUAGUUUAUUGAAUGGAUCGAAUAACAUGUAGUCUUGAUAUGCAAUCUUUUUUAAUGAAAGUUUUUGGUUAUCUUUUGGCAAUGUCGAAUUCCUUUUCUGUAAUUGUUUAUCCUACGUUGGUUUGUGUUUGCGGAUCGAGCUAGGGGCUAAAGUGCAAUUUAUUUUGAUUCUGAG